AUGUCUUACAACGGCUACGAAAACUUCCCUCAGCAGGACCCCGCCGCCGCUGGCGCCCCGGCUCCCGUUGAUACCACCAUGACCGGCCAGGCCGACCCCUCCGCCGCUCAGUUCCAGGGCCCUCCUCCUGGUGACGCCAACUCCGCCCCCGUCCCCCAGCAGGGUGCCGAUGGCAAGACCACCCUUUGGAUGGGUGAGCUCGAGCCCUGGAUCGACGAGAACUUCAUUCGUAACCUCUGGUUCCAGAUGGGUGAGCAGGUCAACGUCAAGAUGAUCCGUGACAAGUUCUCUGGGAGCAAUGCUGGAUACUGCUUCGUCGAUUUCGCUUCCCCUGCCGCCGCUGCCAAGGCCCUUUCUCUGAACGGUACCCCCAUGCCCAACACCAACCGGGUCUUCAAGCUCAACUGGGCUACCGGUGGCGGCCUUGCCGAUCGCAGCCGUGAUGACCGUGGCCCCGAGUACUCCAUCUUCGUUGGUGACCUCGGCCCUGAGGUGAACGAAUACGUCCUCGUCUCCCUCUUCCAGAGCCGCUUCCCCUCUUGCAAGUCUGCUAAGAUCAUGACCGACCCCAUCAGCGGCAUGUCCCGCGGCUACGGCUUCGUUCGCUUCUCCGACGAGAACGACCAGCAGCGUGCUCUCACCGAGAUGCAGGGUGUCUACUGCGGCAACCGCCCCAUGCGUAUCUCCACCGCUACUCCCAAGAACAAGGGUCCCGGUGUUGGUGGCAACGGUGGUGCUGCCAUGGGUAUGCCCGGUCCCGCUGGCAUGUACCCUCCCAUGGGUGGCCCUCCUAUGCCUUUCUACGGUGCUCCCCAGCCCAUGAACCAGUUCACGGACCCCAACAACACCACUGUUUUCGUCGGUGGUCUGUCCGGCUACGUCACCGAGGAUGAGCUCCGCUCUUUCUUCCAGGGCUUCGGAGAAAUCACCUACGUCAAGAUUCCCCCGGAAAGGGCUAUGCAGGGCUACCCCAUCGGUAACUCCCGCGUGCGCCUGAGCUGGGGCCGCUCCCAGAACAACUCCGGCCCCGCCGGCAGCCCCUACCGCCCUGCUCCCCCGCCGCCUCCCAUGUACCCCUCCAUGGGCAUGCCCCCGGCCCACCAGUAUGGCGGGUUUGCCCCCAUGAAGUAA
Molecule: messenger RNA, 1131 nt
Organism: Penicillium verrucosum
Lineage: Eukaryota; Fungi; Ascomycota; Eurotiomycetes; Eurotiales; Aspergillaceae
Product: RNA-binding protein
Exons: 5
Coding region: 1-1131 (376 amino acids)
Biological process (GO): mRNA splice site recognition
Cellular component (GO): cytosol
Molecular function (GO): mRNA binding
Source: RefSeq, a predicted model, not a curated record